GAAAGACAGAAAACAAAAGACGGGCUCGUUGAGGUCCAGGUGGUGUCCAGUACCUGCAUGUUCCCACGGAAGACGACGGCUUGGCUCGCGUCAAUUUUGGUUGAACUCCAUCCCGACAACCCGUCUCCGCUUUUUUGUUCCCGUUUGCCGUUUGUUGCUCGCAGAUGCUCUAGUACAGCGGAGUGUUGGGAAUGGGGAGGGGGAGACUGAUGCGACCACGACGCGCCAUUAUUCCCCGACUUGUGAGGAACAAUCCCCGACGCCACUGCCUUAGCUGAGUCUGCCUUUCACACUCGUUUAUAUUCUGCUCCUGCCCUGUUGCUGCCCUUCCUUACCUCCUACCUUACCUCCUCCUCCUCCUCUUCCCCCCAUCACUCCCUCCUCGACACCUACACACACGCCCUACGCUACGGGCACACACCACUACAUUCCACUCACUACCUUACCCACCUCAGCUAUCCUUCUCCCAUACGCCUUCCCCGUCGAUAUCGUCCCUCGAGCAACAUUGGACCUCGCUGUGACUGCCUGCGAGCACACGCGUCCGUCCCUCCAUCGCACCGCAAUUUGCCAUGCCUUCCCACCAACCCACCGCCGGCAUGCUCGCCGUCGACCCCGAAAAGAUUUCAGAGGAGCGCAAGUCGCCAGUCAUGGCCAGCAAGAAUGAGCCCAACCGAAACCCGAAAUACGACCCGAAAAAGCCUCACAUCACCGAGACUCCCAUGACGAGGAAGAAUUGGUACAAGCACGUCAACUGGCUGAAUGUCACCUUGAUUGUCGGUGUGCCCAUUGCGGGUCUCAUCUACUCCUUCUGGACACCAUUGAAAUGGCAGACUGCCCUGUUUGCCGUCAUCUACUACUUCUGCACCGGUCUCGGCAUUACUGCCGGUUACCAUAGACUCUGGGCACACACAUCAUACUCUGCCUCAUUCCCACUCAAGGUCUUUUUGGCAUUUGUGGGAGGUGGCGCUGUGGAGGGCUCCAUCAGAUGGUGGUCUCGCGACCACCGUGCCCACCACCGCUACACCGAUACCGACAAGGACCCCUACAGCGUCCGCAAGGGUCUUCUCUACUCGCAUUUCGGCUGGAUGCUGAUGAAGCAGAACCCGAAGCGCAUUGGACGUACCGACAUCUCCGAUCUCAACGACGACGCCGUUGUCGUCUGGCAACACAAGCACUACCUCAAGGUCGUCAUCUUUGCAGGUCUCAUCUUCCCGUCUUUGGUUGCUGGUCUCGGCUGGGGUGACUUCAUUGGUGGAUUCGUCUAUGCCGGUAUUCUGCGCAUCUUCUUCGUUCAGCAAGCUACCUUUUGUGUCAACUCGCUUGCUCACUGGCUCGGCGAUCAACCAUUUGACGACCGCAACUCUCCUCGUGACCACGUCAUCACCGCCCUGGUCACCCUCGGCGAGGGCUACCACAACUUCCACCACGAGUUUCCAUCCGACUACCGCAAUGCCAUUGAGUGGCACCAGUACGACCCCACCAAGUGGUUCAUCUGGACCAUGAAGCAGCUCGGCCUCGCCUACGACCUCAAGCAGUUCCGCUCCAAUGAAAUCGAAAAAGGCCGCAUCCAGCAGCAACAGAAGAAGCUCGACCAGAAGCGUGCGAAGCUCGACUGGGGCGUACCUCUGGAGCAGCUCCCGGUUCUCGAGUGGGACGACUACGUGGACCAGACCAAGAAUGGUCGCGCUCUCAUCGCUGUGGCAGGUGUUGUGCACGAUGUGACGGACUUUAUCAACGACCACCCCGGUGGUAAAGCCAUGAUUCGCAGCGGUCUCGGCAAGGAUGCCACUGCCAUGUUCAACGGUGGUGUGUACAUGCACAGCAACGCCGCACACAACCUGCUCUCCACCAUGAGAGUCGGUGUCAUUCGUGGUGGCAUGGAGGUUGAGAUCUGGAAGAGGGCGGAGAAGGAAAGCCAAGGAUCACAGAUUUACAAGGAUUCGGAUGGGAACCGCAUCGUGCGUGCUGGCGCGCAGUUGACCAAGGUGAUUCAGCCUCCUGUCUCUGCGGGUGCAGCAUAAGCAGCUCGUGGGAGAGUCUUUUUUUCAUCAUAUGACGAGGAUCAUGAGCGUCCAGUUUCUUAGUGUUGCGUUUUAGCGGGCCGGCGGACUGGGAGAUGUGUGGAAUGCGGCUCAAUGAAUGAAGCUAGCUAGUUUACUCUGAAGUGAGCAUUAUCAGAACGAGUGCACCACCACCUAUAUUGGCUUGUCUUGUUUCCUCGUCUCUUAUUAGUGUUCGGCAAAGGACAGGCCAAAAACAUUCAUCAGCUUAUUCAGUAGGUGCGCACUCCACUGGAGGAGCGAGCCAGCUGUACCUCCUAGGUUUAUUAUGGAGGUUCCUCUUUUGUUUGCUUUUAAAAUCACACUCGGAG
Sphaerulina musiva SO2202 is the source of this 2371-nucleotide messenger RNA. Its product is annotated as putative delta-9 desaturase protein A. Gene Ontology annotation, biological process: unsaturated fatty acid biosynthetic process. The record is from RefSeq and is a predicted model, not a curated record. Lineage: Eukaryota; Fungi; Ascomycota; Dothideomycetes; Mycosphaerellales; Mycosphaerellaceae. Bases 570 to 2021 code for a protein of 483 amino acids. Gene Ontology annotation, molecular function: iron ion binding; heme binding; stearoyl-CoA 9-desaturase activity. Gene Ontology annotation, cellular component: endoplasmic reticulum membrane. The transcript has a single exon.